This is a messenger RNA of Drosophila grimshawi, 3806 nucleotides long. RefSeq names its product RNA polymerase-associated protein CTR9 homolog (gene Ctr9). Lineage: Eukaryota; Metazoa; Arthropoda; Insecta; Diptera; Drosophilidae. Bases 121 to 3699 code for a protein of 1192 amino acids. The transcript is spliced from 6 exons. Gene Ontology annotation, molecular function: RNA polymerase II complex binding. Gene Ontology annotation, biological process: regulation of DNA-templated transcription. Gene Ontology annotation, cellular component: Cdc73/Paf1 complex. The record is from RefSeq and is a predicted model, not a curated record.
GUCUCAAUGUUUUUUUUAUUGGCAAGCGUACCGCGUUAAAGGAGAAAUUGUUAAUUUCUGUCUUAUAAAACGCCGUAAAGUGCUCAAGUGUUUGGCCUUCGAGCCACGCCAGCUGUAAUCAUGUCCACAUGCAUCGAAAUUCCGCUGCAGGACACAGAUGAGGUCAUUGAAGUGGACCCAGAUCAAUUGCCGGAAUGUUCCGAGGUGUUUAGCAUAUUGCUGCAGGAGCGAGCGCCGCUCCACGUCUGGGUUAAUGUGGCCUUGGCUUACUAUAAGCAGAAGAAGACUGAUGACUUUAUUAUGCUGCUGGAGGCAGCGCGGGAGAAGGGCACCGUUGACUAUCGUGACUUUAAGACGGAUCAAAUGCGUGCCCUGGACAUGCUGGCCGCCCACUAUGUGCAGGAGGCGUAUCGGGAGAAGUCCAAGGAUAAGAAGCGAGAGCUCUUCAUGAAGGCCACCAAUUUGUAUACGAAUGCGGACAAGAUCAUUAUGUACGAUCAGAGCCAUUUGCUGGGCCGUGCCUAUUUCUGUCUGCUCGAGGGCGACAAAAUGGACCAGGCAGAUGCCCAGUUCAAUUUUGUGCUGAAUCAGUCGCCAUCGAAUAUACCAUCGCUGCUGGGCAAGGCAUGUAUCGCCUUCAAUCGCAAGGAUUAUCGCGGUGCGAUGGCCUUCUACAAGAAGGCGUUGCGAACGAAUCCCAAUUGUCCGGCGAAUGUACGAAUUGGCAUGGCGCACUGUUUCCUCAAGAUGGGCAAUGCAGAGAAGGCCAAGUUGGCCUUUGAGCGUGCCCUCCAGCUGGAUCAGCAAUGUGUGGGUGCCUUAAUUGGCCUCGCAGUGUUAAAGCUGAAUCAAUUGGAGCCGGAAUCCAAUAAGUUGGGCGUACAAAUGCUCUCUAAGGCCUACACCAUUGACAAUGCCAAUCCGAUGGUGCUCAAUCAUUUGGCCAAUCAUUUCUUCUUCAAGAAAGAUUACCAGAAGGUGCAUCAUCUCGCCCUGCACGCCUUCCACAACACGGAGAACGAGGCGAUGCGCGCCGAGAGCUGUUAUCAGUUGGCGCGCAGUUUUCAUGCCCAGAGCGACUAUGAUCAGGCCUUCCAGUACUACUAUCAAUCCACACAGAUUGCACCCGCUAACUUUGUGCUGCCCCAUUAUGGACUUGGACAGAUGUACAUCUAUCGCGGCGACACGGAAAAUGCAGCUCAGUGCUUUGAGAAGGUGCUCAAGAUUCAGCCGGGCAACUAUGAGACAAUGAAAAUCCUGGGCUCACUGUAUGCCCACUCCAAUUCACAGACCAAGCGGGACAUGGCCAAGACCCACCUGAAGAAGGUCACCGAGCAGUUCCCUGAGGAUAUUGAAGCAUGGAUUGAGUUGGCACAGAUCUUGGAACAGAAUGAUUUGCAGGCAUCGUUGAAUGCUUAUGGCACCGCUUCGAGCAUAUUGCGGGACAAGGCCAAGUACGAGAUUCCGGCCGAGAUACAGAAUAAUGUGGCAUCGCUCUAUUAUCGACUGGGCAAUUUGAAAAUGGCCAAGCAUACGCUGGAGUCGGCACUGAAGCAUGCCAGCUCCGAAAUGGAUAAGGAUGUGAAGUACUAUGAGUCCAUACAGGUGACCAUGAAAUAUAAUUUGGCCCGUUUAAAUGAGGCGAUGAGCAGCUUUGAUGUCGCCGACAAACUGUACAAGGAGAUCCUCAAGGAGCAUCCCAAUUACAUUGAUUGCUAUCUUCGGCUGGGUUGCAUGGCCCGCGACAAGGGUUUGAUUUUUGUUGCAUCCGAUUUCUUUAAGGAUGCCCUCAAUAUCAACAACGAUAAUCCGGAUGCUCGAUCGCUGCUGGGCAAUCUGCAUUUGGCCAAAAUGCAAUUCGCUUUGGGUCAAAAGAAUUUUGAGACCAUUCUAAAGAAUCCGGCGACUGGCUCCGAUUCCUAUUCACUGAUUGCGCUGGGCAACUUCUCGCUGCAGACACUGCAUCAGCCGAGUCGCGACAAGGAGAAGGAGCGCAAGCAUCAGGAGAAGGCGCUGGCCAUUUACAAGCAGGUUCUGCGCACCGAUCCGCGCAACAUUUGGGCGACCAAUGGCAUUGGCGCCGUACUCGCCCACAAGGGCUGUGUGAUCGAGGCACGCGACAUCUUUGCCCAGGUGCGCGAGGCAACCGCUGACUUCUGCGACGUGUGGCUGAACAUUGCACAUGUCUAUGUGGAGCAGAAGCAAUAUAUCAGCGCCAUUCAGAUGUACGAGAAUUGCAUGAAGAAGUUCUACAAGCACAACAAUGUCGAGGUGAUGCAGUACCUCGCCCGUGCCUAUCUCCGUGCCAAUAAGCUCGUCGAGGCGAAAUCGGUGCUGCUUCGCGCACGUCGUGUUGCCCCCCAGGACACCGUGCUGCUGUUCAACAUUGCCGUGGUGCUCUCCCGCCUGGCCAUGGCCAUACUCAAGGAUGAGAAGUCCACGCUGGAGGUUGUCUUGCAGGCGGUGCACGAAUUGGAGCUGGCUCACAAAUACUUCCAAUAUCUGUCCGUGCACGGCGACAAGACGCGCUUCAACAUUGAGGUCGCCGCCGUGGAGGCCAACACGUGCCAGGAUCUGCUCUCGCAGGCCCAAUACCAUGUGGGACGUGCCCGUCGAAUCGAUGAGGAGGAGCGCACGUUGCGCCGCCGCCAGGAGGACGAGCGCGAAGCGUUCAAGCUGAAGAUAGCCGAGCAGCGCAAGAAACGCGAGGAGGAGGCACAAUCCUCCCGCGAUCAGUUGCUUGCCAAGCGGCAGGAGUACGUGGAGAAGACAAAGAAUUUGCUCAUCAUUGCCGAUGCGCCCACCGAACGCGAGCGCAAAAAGGGCAGCGGCCGACCACGCAAGGAUGACUACAUCACCGGCACGGAUAGCGCUGAUGGGGAGCCACGCGAGGGUGCCGAACGCCCGGCAAAGAAGAAGAGGAGCAAGGGUGAGCGGAAGAAGGGCAGCGGACGCAAGCGAAAGUCUGAGAAAUAUGAGAGCGAUAGCGAUGAGGAAUCCGCCGGUGGCAAUCGGGACAACAAAAGCAAGCAGAAGAAGAAGAAGCAGCAGCAAAAGAAUGCCAAGGAAUCCAAGGAGAAACUGUCCGCGAAGCAGCGUCUCAAAAUCGUCUCCAAGGAGACAAUCUCCACGAGCGAAUCUGAGAGCGAUGGCAAACGCAGUCGCAGCAGAAGCCGCAGUCGCAGUCGGCGUCAGAGCAAAUCGGGCAGUGGCAGUCGCUCUGGCAGCGCCAGCAGUCGCAGCCGUUCCGGCAGCAGGCAGAAGAGCGGCAGUCGGAGUCGCAGUGGCAGUCGCUCGGGCAGCGGCAGUGUGGAUCGUGGACGCAAACGCAGUCGGAGUCAAGGCAGUGGCAGCGGCAGCGGCAGUGAUGCAGUUGCUCAACGCAAGCGCGCCAAGAAUCGCAUCGAGUCUGGCGGCGAAUCGGACAAGUCCCGAUCACGUUCGAAGUCCGGUUCACGUUCGCGCUCCAAGUCGGCAUCCGGUUCGCGUUCACGUUCCGUCAGCCGUUCCAAAUCAAAAUCGAAAUCGAAAUCCAGGUCCAGAUCAAAGUCACCGUCUCGAUCUCGAUCCCGUUCUCACUCGCGCUCUCACUCAAAAUCCAAGUCCAAGUCGCGCUCACGUUCUCGCUCCGGUUCCGGUUCGCGUUCACCGUCGCGCAGCCGUUCACGUUCACGUUCCGGUUCAGCGGCCAGCAAUUAGAAGUUAAAUUUCUACAAAACCACUCCACAUUGAUCAGUUGAUCAACUUGAACUUUAACCUUUAUCUGCAAAUUGUGAAUGCAAAAUAUAUAAAAUGUGUUACAACAA